Messenger RNA from Aricia agestis (brown argus), 758 nucleotides. RefSeq names its product ubiquitin-conjugating enzyme E2 L3 (gene Ubc10). NCBI's taxonomy places the organism in Eukaryota, Metazoa, Arthropoda, Insecta, Lepidoptera, Lycaenidae. The record is from RefSeq and is a predicted model, not a curated record. The transcript has 4 exons. Bases 174 to 638 code for a protein of 154 amino acids.
AAUGGCGAUUUUCGAAAAUUCAUUUCAGGAAGUCCGUGUCUUUAAAGUAUACAUUAUUUUACGUUUUACGUGCAAAUUAUGUUAAAUAGAAAUUGGUAUAAACUCUAAAUAACUUUUUCUUUACUAAACGUUGUAUAUAUUUUGUAUAAUAGCCAUAAAUUAAAGCCAAUACAAUGGCUGCAACCAGGCGACUUCAAAAGGAACUGAAUGACAUACGACAAUCGGGAUUGAAAUCAUUUCGUGAUAUUCAAGUUGAUGACUCCAAUAUCUUAACAUGGCAAGGGUUGAUUGUUCCAGACAACCCGCCAUACAACAAAGGUGCAUUUAGAAUUGAGAUAAAUUAUCCUGCAGAAUACCCUUUCAAGCCUCCAAAAAUAAGCUUUAAAACUAAAAUUUAUCACCCAAACAUUGAUGAGAAAGGACAAGUGUGUCUACCUAUUAUUAGUGCAGAGAACUGGAAGCCUGCAACAAAAACAGAUCAAGUUAUACAAGCGUUAGUUGCUCUUGUGAAUGAUCCAGAACCAGAGCAUCCUCUAAGAGCUGAACUUGCAGAGGAAUUUCUCAAGGAUAGAAAAAAGUUUACUAAAAAUGCUGAGGAGUUCACUAAAAAACACAGUGAGAAAAGGCCUACAGAUUAAAUAAGAUGUUUGGAGCAAAAGCUAAAUUCAAUAUUAUAUUUAGAAUGCUUUUUAAAAUGUGUUUUGGGCAUUUGUCUUAUUGAAAAUACUGUAUAAGUAUUUAAAGCAUUUCUUAUGAUC